This is a messenger RNA of Dryobates pubescens (Downy woodpecker), 3268 nucleotides long. It is a transcript of the gene PDE4D, whose product is annotated as phosphodiesterase 4D. NCBI's taxonomy places the organism in Eukaryota, Metazoa, Chordata, Aves, Piciformes, Picidae. Gene Ontology annotation, molecular function: 3',5'-cyclic-AMP phosphodiesterase activity; transmembrane transporter binding; ATPase binding. Gene Ontology annotation, cellular component: cytosol; nucleus; perinuclear region of cytoplasm. Gene Ontology annotation, biological process: regulation of cardiac muscle cell contraction; signal transduction; cAMP catabolic process. The record is from RefSeq and is a predicted model, not a curated record. The transcript has 15 exons. Bases 1118 to 3133 code for a protein of 671 amino acids.
AGUGCCACCAAGCCCGCCAGUGUCCGGAGCUGCUGCCGGGCGAGGAUACACGGAGCCCGAGGGGUAGGUUGGAAAUUCUUGUCCAGGGAAAAGGAAGCAAGAGCCUGUUGCCGGUGUUGCUUCAAAAUACACGCCGUCUCUUUAGCUCGAGCUUAAGAACCUCCCCGAGGAUAUUUACCAGAGCGUCAGGAGUGAUAACUACUAUCUGGGAGCUGAAUUGGGAAAAAAGGACAGGAGAGAAAGAAUGGUUAGGUAACACGGGACUUAAAGCUUUGCUUUCGUUUUGCAACGUACAAAUUGAUGCACAAGCUUUUAUAUGCAGUAUUAACAUCAAAAUAGAACUAGGUUCUGCAGUGAAAGAGUCGAUAGCUUAGUCAUUUUACUUAAAGGGAGCAGGCAGCCUUAUUAUGGGGUUAGACAGCAAAAUUGAAUUUUAUCAUAUGAUCAUAUCUCAUGAUGGUAUCAAACUGUAGUCCUGUUUUAUGGGGCAGAAAAAGCAUACUUCCUUCCUUCUUUCUUAGUUGAAGAAAUAAACCCACAGAACAAAUUCAGAAAGUUUGGGUUUGUUGUACAUGGCUAUUAAACAUCAUCCUGGUCCCUGGGCUUGUAAGAAAGCAAAACUGCAUUAAAGUCAUCACUGAUGAAUAUGUGUCUAAGAAAGAAGAAAAAGCAAUAUUUGUUUCUGAACAUGGCAAAGCAGUCUGAGAUUCCACAUCUCCCCCUAACCACUGAUUUGGCACGGAUGACAAGAAACUAUCUUUUGACUAACCUUUUCCAACUGUGCAAAAUGCUGCAUAUGAAGAUGCUUUAAUUCCCAAAGCACUUGGAUUUUUAUCAAGGCAAACUGUUGGCAUUGUCAUAACAUUGUCUGUAUACUGAUUAGUUUAAUGUUUUUUAAGUAGCAACUGAUGCAUAAAUGGAUGGACGUGUACCUAGAAAACCCCGUGAGAAGUCUUUCUUCGGAUCCUGGGCAUUUUUAUUUUUAUGGAUUACAGUAAUUCUUGCAAUAAUCCCUGCUGUUAACUGCUCAUGCAGUUGUUCUGGAAUGCAUCUAUGAAUACCAUAACAGAUAAAUCUCACUGACAAGGAAAAUACGAAUGUUGGAAGAUCUGUGAACAUGAUGCAUGUGAAUAAUUUCCCCUUUAGGAGGCAUUCAUGGAUAUGUUUCGAUGUAGACAAUGGUACAUCAUCGGGACGAAGUCCCUUGGAUCCUAUGACGAGCCCUGGAUCAGGGCUAAUUCUUCAGGCAAAUUUUGUCCACAGUCAGCGUAGGGAGUCUUUUCUUUACCGGUCAGACAGUGACUAUGACUUAUCUCCAAAGUCUAUGUCCAGGAACUCCUCCAUUGCCAGUGAUAUACACGGAGAUGACUUGAUUGUGACACCAUUUGCUCAGGUGCUGGCCAGCCUGCGUACUGUACGGAAUAACUUUGCUGCACUAACAAAUUUACAAGAUCGGGCACCCAGCAAACGAUCGCCAAUGUGUAACCAACCAUCUAUCAACAAAGCAACUAUAACAGAGGAGGCCUACCAAAAACUGGCCAGCGAGACCCUGGAGGAGCUGGACUGGUGCCUGGACCAGCUGGAGACCCUGCAGACAAGGCACUCCGUCAGCGAAAUGGCCUCGAACAAGUUUAAAAGAAUGCUCAACCGGGAGCUAACCCACCUAUCUGAAAUGAGCAGGUCAGGCAAUCAGGUCUCAGAAUAUAUAUCAAACACAUUCUUAGACAAGCAACAUGAGGUUGAAAUCCCUUCUCCAACACAGAAAGAGAAAGAGAAAAAGAAGAGGCCAAUGUCCCAGAUCAGUGGAGUCAAAAAACUGAUGCACAGUUCCAGCCUAACUAAUUCCAGUAUUCCCAGAUUUGGAGUUAAAACAGACCAAGAAGAUGUUCUUGCCAAGGAACUAGAAGACGUGAACAAAUGGGGCCUUCAGGUUUUCAAAGUAGCAGAGUUAUCUGGAAACAGACCUUUGACAGUCAUUAUGUACACCAUUUUUCAGGAACGGGAGUUGUUAAAAACAUUUAAGAUUCCAGUAGAUACUUUAAUAACUUACUUGAUGACCCUGGAAGACCAUUACCAUGCAGAUGUGGCAUAUCACAAUAACAUACAUGCUGCAGAUGUUGUUCAGUCAACCCACGUGCUGCUAUCAACCCCAGCAUUAGAGGCAGUGUUCACUGAUUUGGAGAUCCUUGCAGCAAUUUUUGCCAGUGCAAUACACGAUGUAGAUCAUCCAGGAGUUUCAAACCAGUUUCUUAUCAACACAAAUUCUGAACUCGCCUUGAUGUACAAUGACUCAUCAGUACUGGAGAAUCAUCACUUAGCUGUGGGCUUCAAGCUGCUGCAGGAAGAAAAUUGUGAUAUUUUCCAGAAUUUGACAAAAAAACAAAGGCAAUCAUUGAGGAAAAUGGUCAUUGACAUUGUACUUGCAACAGACAUGUCUAAGCAUAUGAAUCUAUUGGCUGAUUUAAAAACUAUGGUUGAAACAAAAAAAGUGACCAGUUCUGGUGUCCUACUUCUUGAUAACUAUUCAGACAGGAUUCAGGUCCUUCAGAAUAUGGUGCACUGUGCAGAUCUGAGCAAUCCAACCAAACCACUCCAUCUCUACCGCCAAUGGACAGACAGAAUAAUGGAGGAAUUUUUUCGUCAGGGAGAUCGGGAAAGAGAGAGGGGGAUGGAGAUAAGUCCCAUGUGUGAUAAGCACAAUGCAUCUGUAGAAAAAUCACAGGUGGGUUUUAUAGACUACAUUGUCCAUCCUCUGUGGGAGACAUGGGCAGAUCUUGUUCACCCUGAUGCCCAGGAUAUCUUAGAUACGCUGGAGGACAAUCGAGAAUGGUACCAGAGCACAAUCCCUCAAAGUCCCUCUCCUGCACCUGAUGACCAGGAAGAGAGUAGGCAGGGACAAACUGAAAAAUUCCAGUUUGAACUAACACUGGAGGAAGAUGGUGAGUCAGACACUGAAAAGGACAGUGGAAGUCAAGUAGAAGAAGAUACCAGCUGCAGUGAUUCCAAGACUCUUUGCACCCAAGAUUCAGAAUCCACUGAAAUUCCUCUUGAUGAGCAAGUAGGGGAAGAAGCUGAAGAGGUGGAGAACCAGACAGAACCUUGUGUAGUAGAAGACCAUUCUCCUGACACGUAACAAUGAAGAUGAAGUGAUUUUGUCUUGCCCUCUCCCUUUAUUUUCCUCUUUGUGUUUGUUUUGUUGGUGGUGUUUUUGUUUGGUGGUGUGGAUUUUUUUUUGUAAUAGUUGUUUGUUUGUCUUUGCUGUUGUGUU